CCUCUGAUUACACACCAUCGUCCAGCACAUCACCACCACACUCGAUUCCGGGCAAGAUGACGUCUCCGCAAACAAUGUGUCUAUCCUGCUUGCGAGCAGCGCAGAGGGCGGCAAGGACAUCCACGAAAGUGCUUAACAAACCAUCACAACUCUCCCACCGAACAUACCACACAUCUACUCCAUCGCCACAACCACUACCCGUCACUCGAAAGCUCGUCCAAAGACCAUAUAUAUCUGCAUACCAUGCAAUCCCGAAGAAACAAAUCACUGCUCCCGGAGCAACCACACAUCGAACCCUAGCCACAGCGGCCACAUCGCCAACCUCUCCACCCACAAACGACCCACAACCCACCCGCGCAAUCCUCCACCCCCGGAACGACGACUCAGGCAACCCAAUGCGCGUUUCUCUUUCUCCACGCGCCACCAACCGCCUCGCUGCCAUUGCUUCCAAAGACUCAAACCCCAACCUUGCCCUCCGCAUCCUCAUCGAGAGCGGCGGUUGCCACGGCUUCCAGUACGUCAUGUCGCUCGUCAACCUCUCCACCGAACCCGCCACCGAAGAGGAUACCGUGUUCGAGGGCGAGAAGGGCGCUAAGGUGGUAGUGGAUGAGGCGAGUUUGGAGCUGUUGAAUGGGAGUACGGUUGAUUAUACUAUGGAGUUGAUUGGGAGUCAGUUUGUGGUGACGGGGAUACCUGGUGCGACUAGCAGUUGUGGGUGCGGGACGAGUUUUGAUAUCAAGUUGUGAGUUGAAACUUUGGUGGAUGUGAGAUGGGUUCUCAUAGUGGAUUGC
This is a messenger RNA of Periconia digitata, 791 nucleotides long. NCBI's taxonomy places the organism in Eukaryota, Fungi, Ascomycota, Dothideomycetes, Pleosporales, Periconiaceae. The record is from the annotation of a GenBank genome assembly.